Cuscuta europaea is the source of this 1718-nucleotide messenger RNA. Lineage: Eukaryota; Viridiplantae; Streptophyta; Magnoliopsida; Solanales; Convolvulaceae. The record is from the annotation of a GenBank genome assembly.
GGGUGUCAAAGAUUUUUGCUUAUAAAAAUAUUGAUUAGGAUACAUAAGCAGAUUAGGUGAUGGAUUUUUGCUCGUUAUCGCACCCAUCGCCGGUGCCUCUUCUCCGGCGAGGCCGAAGUUCAAUCUGCUUCACAUACAAGACAGUGCGAUAUUUUCCCUACGUGAGAUGCACUCUGAAUCCCAGCUGCGAUACUAGGGAAACCCAGGUCCGAAGUCGAAUGUUCAUUUUGGGAAUGGGGUUCGUCGGAGAGUUCUUUGCUGCAGAUUUAAAGUGUAAAGGAUGGACAGUAUCUGGAACGUGUACCAGCACUGACAAGAAAAAGAGACUGGAGGAAAUGGGAUACCAUGCUUUUGUCAUUGAUGCCAAAGAUCCAUUACCAGAGGUCCUAGAUGUCAUGAAAUGUCACUCACACCUUCUAAUCUCCAUUCCAACAGUUCCUGGACUCGGUGAUCCUGUAAAUCUUACAUACUUCAUCAAUAUUAAUCAUUUCAUCACUUUAAAGGUCCGCUUGGAACUCUGGAAAUGCUAGGGUGAGGGGUUUGGAGAUGCUUCAACAUAGAGAAUUACUUAAUGAUAGAUUGAAUGACGGUGACCUCAGGUGGCUAGGCUACUUGUCAUCAACAAGUAUAUAUGGAGAUUGUGAUGGUGCAUGGGUAAAUGAGGAGUUUCCAGCAAAGCCUACAAGUGAAUUGGCCAAAGCUAGAUUAGCUGCUGAAGAAGGAUGGUUGCAAUUGGGUCUUGAUCUUGAGGUUGCUGCACAAGUAUUCCGACUUGGUGGCAUCUAUGGCCCUAGCAGAAGUGCUGUUGAUACCAUUCUUAAGAAGGGGAAUCUUUCAAGGAGUCAGGUGAUGAGAUCAUCUAAGAAUUUUACUUCUCGGAUUCAUGUUGCUGACAUCUGCCAAGCACUCAAUGCCAGCAUCCAGAAUCCAUGUCCGGGUAGGGUAUACAACAUAGUAGAUGAUGACCCAGCCUCUAGAAAGGAAGUGUUUAGAUUUGCUCAGAGUUUGGUGGAGAAGAAAUGGCCGGAUAGGGUCAUCAAACAAUGUAACCCUAAUGACGACUCCCUAGAUAAAGGAACAUAUAGAGGUGAAAAGCGAGUAUCGAAUGCCCGGAUGAAAGAAGAAUUGGGAGUGAAGCUGCUUUACUCAACAUACAAGUCUGGCUUGGUUAGCAUCAUUGAGCACAUGGCUACACCCUAACAUUGACUUAAAUUCUUGCUUGCUGCUCAAGUGAAUUGAGCUUGGCAUGCUUAAUACUUCAUGCAUCAAGAAAUUGCCUAUUGACAGGGAUAAAGUAUAUAUUUUGGUCAGGUGAAUGACUUUAAAGUAGAGGCAAGUUGUGAAUGUUUGCUGGACUGGUUUUGAGGGUGUUCCUUUCAGGUUUUUGAAAUUGGCUUUGCUUUUCUCUCAGUAGGAAUCUGAAGAACACCUUUUUGAAAUAGUUGGCGCACUUCCUAGAAGUGAUUUUCUGAGUCCUGAAAGUGAUACUAAUUUCAAAGAAGAUCAUCUCAUGAUCCUAAAUAUUGAUUGUGAUUAUCAUUAUGUUUGAGAUUUUUCUUUGAAUAUUACUAACAUUGAUCAUCUGGAUCAGUCGCUCGUUGGUGAUUAGCUAUGGUCAGUUGACCACUAGUAAUUGUAUUGUUAAUAUUUAUGCUCAAAAAUUUAAAAGUUACAUUUUUAUACACCAGUUAUUCAAUAAGUAUUUGGUAAUACUUGAA